Molecule: messenger RNA, 5532 nt
Organism: Onychostoma macrolepis
Lineage: Eukaryota; Metazoa; Chordata; Actinopteri; Cypriniformes; Cyprinidae
Gene: sox10
Product: SRY-box transcription factor 10
Exons: 4
Coding region: 2712-4163 (483 amino acids)
Biological process (GO): peripheral nervous system development; morphogenesis of an epithelium; enteric nervous system development
Cellular component (GO): nucleus
Molecular function (GO): DNA-binding transcription factor activity, RNA polymerase II-specific; RNA polymerase II cis-regulatory region sequence-specific DNA binding
Source: RefSeq, a predicted model, not a curated record
UGACAUUAUUACCUCUCUCUCUAUCACUUACUCGGUGUGGGAAUAUACGGCAAUGCAAUGUAUCGAAAAACCGCUAAACGGAGAAAUUAGUAGUAUCAGUAUUGUUGAUAAUAUAUGCCUUGCUUUGACCUUAUUUCUCUACAUCUGCUUGUUUAAAUGUGAAUUCGAGUUUUCUCUGCUGUGGUUUGAGUUUUGGUAACAAGGGCGUAAUUGUAAAGAAGAAAGUUUUUUUUUCCUUUUUUUUUUCUUCUGUCUGAAUUAACUGUAAAAUCCUGCAGCGCUAAUUUUUUUUUCUGAGCACGAAACUCUUUAAAACUAAGUUGAUGUCACGAGGUAUAAAUUUCGAGAUUUGCGUGAAUGUGUAAAUCAGAGACGUGUUGGGUUAAUCUGCCUUAAUGGGAAAAGUUGCUUAAUCAGUGUUUGACACAUGAACUUCGAUCAUCUGGCAAAAAGCUCGUUAAAUGACGAAUUUAAUACUAAAAUACUUUGAUUUUAAGUAGGCUAUUUGUGUCCAUGUAUGAUGUUGCAGCCAUUAUACAUAGCUUUUAAAGAGGUUUUUAGAAUACAGCCAAUAUAUUGGCCAUUUAGCAUACAUUUGCUAUAGCUAGUCUUUGAAAAAUGUUUUACUCGCGCAUUAUGGAGCAAAUGCUAUUUCUGUCCAAAUUGCUCUCCAUAGCCAUCAGGUGUAAUUUUCUAAUAUGAACAGAGAAAAACGAAAAGUACAAAAUCUAUAUAAAUAUGUUAAGUCUGUCACAUUCCUUUCACAAAAAAAGGAAAACGUUUCAUGUUACUAUAUUCUGAUUAAAACACUGAAAUUAUCUCAUUGGUGGAAGUUUGAAUCUAUAUAUUUAUUUAGGCCUAUUUAUUCAAAUCUGAGCAGGUUGUUUUAAAUGUCUGUUAUAUUUGAAUGCGAUUGUUCCAUUUAGAAGAGUGGUGUUUUGGCAUGAGUGAAUUAGGGGCAAAUUAUUGCCAAACCAGGCGUAAUGAUCCGCCCUACUGUACUGUGUGAAUUCCUUGUCAAGAAUAUGCCGAAAUAAUCUAGCGAAAGAUGAAGUGAAUUAAAUUUGAACAAAUAAAGCAGUGGCGGAUAAAAAAAAAAAAACGAGCUAUAGUAAAGAGUUGUGGGUGGUUAAAACGAAUCAACAGAAAGUUUCAAAGUUCUCUCAAACAGUCGCUUUGUACUGAAAUGAGUUUAACGGAAAAUAGAGCAAACCCAAAAGCGCAAUUGGGCUACUUAAAGAAAUUGGCCAAUACCUGUGUUAGCCUACUAAAAACAAAUUAAGUCUCACGAGGUGCAUAAUAAGCUAUUUUUGUCCCAAAAAACGUCUAUUUUACACACAAGUCAAUCAGAAAGAUAUAAUUAAACGUCUGUAUUCCCGCGAGCCAAUGUGAUUAUUAAAUUAAUAUUAAAUGAAUCUGUUAUCACAGAAGUGAAGUCACCUAUGUCUGAUCUUAAUUAACACUGGUGUCGGAUGGUUUGUUGUUUUUGUGUUCGGAUGAGAUUCGAUCCACUCUGACAACAGUAGCUAAUUCAAGUUCAACUUUGCGUGACAAGUCGCAUCUCUAGAGUUCUUGCCGUUUAUAAAACAGUAGCUAUUUGUUGUGUUCACUUAAGAGAAAAGCUGAUUUUUUGAUCGAUCUUCAGUCAGACUUGUACAAGCAAAAUAAAUAAUUUAUCAUAAUGAUCACACGCAUAGCCUAUAUUCACUGCUGCUUGCUUGAGUUUUCAGAAACACACUGCCAUGACUCGGUGUAUUUGUCUCCUGGUUAUAAGUCGUCGCUUGUGCUUUCACCGACAAACACUGUGUAAUUCAGCUGCCCACAGCAGCGCCGCUCCGUGUUUAUCCAGCAGCGGGGCGGAAUGAAGCCGGUAUUAUUCCAGCACUUUCUCUCCCGGGAGCUUGAACAAACCGCCAAACCUUCAACAGUAGCUUGUUAGCAGAAGUGAAGCUAAAAUAACACACACACACACUGAGGCGAACUGACGCCACCGUAUGAUUGCUGGAAAAAAGACGAAUUCAAAAUAAAGUCAAAGCCUCAGUGUUUGUAGCAGUUUUUCCUGAACAGGUUUAUCUUGUUCGUGAGGCGUUUGGGUUAUGAACAGCAAAGAGGCUGUGCGGUUAUAUCCCAUUACAACUCCAUAUUCAUAUUAUUACCCAGGUAGUAUACCUCUGCAAGAUGUCUGUUAAAGAUCGCUUGAUCUGGAAAGCAUCUGCGGUGUACAAACAUCUGACAGACGUCUGUAAGAUGUCAGUUUUACAUGCAUUCUAAAUCAUCUUAAAGACAUCUAAUAAACAUCUAUUUGACAUCUGAUAGGAAACGUCCAACAGACAUAUUGCAGAUGAGCAAACACUCUAAAAAAAUGUCUUACAGAUGUAAAUGCAGAAGACAAAUGGAUGUCUCAGUGAUGUAGGUUUUUCAGCACAUCUACAUCCUAAAGAAGACGGCGAAUGGAUUCAAUCUGAAAGAACGGAGAUCGUGUAAAAAAAAAAAAAAGCGUUCCUUGGAGGACCUAAAAUACAUAUUUAAUAAUAAUUAAAAUAUUGGCCACUUGUUUAGAGACAAAAUUCGUUUUUAGUGAAUAAACUUAUAUAAGACUUAAUAAAUAAAUAAAAAGUAAAAAAAAAAAAAAUAAUAAUAAUAAUACAGAGGCCCUGUGAGGAAAAACUAGACCUACUGCAGACACCUGUGGCCGCAGAGCGAGAAGACCGAUGUCGGCGGAGGAGCACAGUAUGUCAGAGGUGGAAAUGAGUCCCGGGGUCUCGGACGACGGUCACUCCAUGUCCCCCGGUCACUCGUCCGGUGCUCCCGGCGGGGCGGACUCCCCUCUUCCCGGUCAGGCGUCUCAGAUGCCGGGCGUCGGUGAUGAUGCGACCGGUGUCUCCGCCGGGGUGUCGGUGAAGUCCGACGAAGACGACGACCGCUUCCCUAUCGGCAUCCGCGAGGCGGUCAGUCAGGUGCUCAACGGCUACGACUGGACGCUCGUGCCGAUGCCCGUGCGCGUGAACUCGGGCAGCAAGAACAAGCCGCACGUCAAGCGGCCGAUGAACGCGUUCAUGGUGUGGGCGCAGGCCGCGCGCAGGAAACUGGCGGAUCAAUAUCCGCACCUGCAUAACGCCGAGCUCAGUAAAACACUCGGAAAACUCUGGAGGCUGCUGAAUGAGACGGAUAAGAGGCCGUUUAUCGAGGAAGCUGAGCGCUUGAGGAAGCAGCAUAAGAAAGAUUAUCCCGAGUACAAGUACCAGCCACGUCGACGCAAGAACGGCAAACCGGGCUCCAACUCCGAGGCCGACGGCCACUCUGAGGGCGAGGUCAGUCACAGCCAAUCGCAUUACAAAAGCCUGCACCUGGAGGUGGCACAUAGCGGGGCCACAGGAUCACCGUUGGGUGACGGACACCAUCCUCAUGCUACAGGUCAGAGUCACAGCCCUCCGACGCCCCCUACCACCCCUAAGACGGAAUUGCAGGGUGGUAAAUCCGGAGAGGGGAAGCGUGAGGGCGGAGCCUCCAGGAGCGGUUUGGGGGUGGGAGCAGACGGAAGCUCCGCCUCCUCAUCCGCCAGUGGAAAACCGCACAUCGAUUUCGGAAAUGUGGACAUUGGCGAGAUCAGCCAUGAUGUGAUGGCCAACAUGGAGCCAUUUGACGUGAACGAGUUUGACCAGUACCUGCCGCCCAACGGGCAUCCGCAGUCGUCGAGUGGCACCGGUGCCGGGUCUUCGGCUUCGCCGUACACUUACGGCAUCUCCAGCGCACUGGCGGCCGCUAGCGGUCACUCCACUGCCUGGCUUUCCAAGCAGCAGCUGCCUUCCCAGCAGCACUUGGGAUCAGAUGGUGGGAAAACGCAGAUUAAGAGUGAGACGCACUUCUCCAGUGACGCAGCAGCUGCGGCAAGCGGAUCGCACGUCACCUACCUGCCACACUACAGCGCCGCCUUCCCUUCGUUGGCAUCCCGUGCGCAGUUUGCCGAAUACGCCGAGCAUCAGGCUUCAGGCUCAUACUAUGCCCACUCUAGCCAGACUUCUGGCCUCUAUUCCGCCUUCUCCUACAUGGGCCCUUCGCAGAGGCCCCUGUACACCGCCAUUCCAGAUCCUGGCUCCGUGCCGCAGUCGCACAGCCCAACGCACUGGGAGCAGCCCGUAUACACCACCCUAUCUCGACCGUGAUGCAACGUUCUGGUUUCGUAUCCAGUCGCUGAAGGGUCCGACAGAAGUGUGACUGAAAAUCAUGACAAACACUCACCUGCACCACAAUCUACACAGACAGAAAUCUGAGAGAAACUUGUGUGUGUGGAGAUCUGCAGGGAACAUAUUCUCACGUGCCUCAGGCUUAUAAAACCUUCACGACCCGACACAGAUUCACUCAACGCCAGAUGAAAUGAAGGAGGCAGAAAUUUGACACCAGUGGUCCUUCAUGAGACAUAUUACCAAAGUUCUGAGACCAAAACAUUACAAAAAUCCAACAAAAAUUGGUGCAGUUUCUGAACUCUGUUUGGUUUGGCAGUAACACUCAAACCAUACAUCGACCCGCUCAACUUCACUCAAAUAUACAUACACGCAAACAAACUUACACCGAUGCUAUUAUCUGUACAUCCAUGUGUUUUUUUUUUAAUUUGUAUGAAUGAAUAAUCUCUUUUUAUUAACCAAAAUAAGGCCAUAUUGUUUUUAUCAACAAAUAAUGACGUGUUUUCGUUGUUGUAAUCUUUUCUAUUGUUGUUACUCUUGUUAUUUGUGUUGCCAUAACUACACUGAAAAGUCUUCACCACUGUCUAGUGUUUGUUAAUGACAUUUGUGUUUUAUGACUUUCAGAGUGUGUAAAUAUCAGUGCCAGGAUGCGAUAAUUACGCAUUUUUACCUAUUACUCCAAACACAUAGGCGGAGUACUGUAAUACAAUGUUUCCGUCACAUCGGAUUUAGCCUAAUUAUGAGUUUCUGGUACAUAAAUUACCUUUUUUAGAUAACACCAUCAGUGCCUCAGUCCAUCGGCUACUGUUCGUCAUCACUGAAAAAUUCGAAUUAAAUCACACGGAUCUAUUUUCAGGGUGCGAACUUUAUUAGCCGUUAGCCUAUAGGAAUAUUUGUAUGCCCACGUGACAAUUUAAUACGCGAUUUUGAAAGAGCAACGUUUUGUAUUUCGUGGAAAUAAUGUCUGUUUCAGAACAUUGCCCGGUUCAAGAUUUUAUUUUUUAACAAGAAAUAAAACAUUGCGGUAUUAUUUCGUAAAGACAGUCUGUUACUGUAAACUUUUAGUUAUUCAAUGUUUUCUUCCCUUUGGUACUUUUAUAGUUUUCGCCCUCUUUAUUAGUAUUAUUCAGAAACAACAAACAAACGGCUUUCUUGUUAUAUAUUACAGAAUAUUAUUUAUAUUUGUUGUUUUUGUUCGUUAUUUUUUAUCAGUAGCGUUUUAUUCUGAUGUUGGAAACUUUGUGUAAUUUUGUGGUGGGUAAAAGUGUUGUUGUUUUUCUUUAUCAGUGUAAAUAGAAGAGAGCAGUGACUAACUUCCCUCACUUUAAAUAAAGCUGCAGUCUGUACAAUC